GUAGUUGUGUUGCUUUAAUCUACAGAGAUAACCCACCCUUUACUUUCUUUCUUUCCCCCACUCCCACACAGCUGCAGGCCGGAAGAGAUAAAGAUAGAGAGAGAGAGAGAGAAAGAUAUGUCUUCUAGCUCUACCACAUCCCAAGCCAUGCUCAAUCAAAUCUUAUUUCAAGAUGUGGCAUCUUCAUCUUCAUCCCUUUUCUGUGUUUCUUCAAACAAUAAUAAUAUUACUGGGACUGGGACUGGGACUGCUCUUCCAUUUGAGUCUCUUAAAACCCUCAUCACACCCAUGCCUACCUCUCUUGCAUCACUGCUCCCUCCCCUUGUUGAAUCAUCAUCACCUAAUUCUACUUCAGCUUUUCAUCAAACACAAACACUACUACAACAACAUCAAGACCUCUCUCCCCUCUUUGGACCACCCCAUCAUCAUCAACUCCUCUCUUUGCACAGAUCCGCACCAAACUUAUGGGCAUGGGGAGAAGUGAAUGAGUGCAUGAUGAGAAGCAAGAGAAGUGGGUUAGUGGUGGAUGAUCAUCGUCAUCAUCACCUGGGGGUUUCAGCAGUGAAGAUGAAGAAGAUGAGCAAGUCAAGAAGGAAGGUGAGAGAGCCAAGGUUCAGCUUCAAGACCAUGAGUGAUGUUGAUGUGUUGGAUGAUGGCUAUAAAUGGAGAAAAUAUGGCCAGAAAGUUGUCAAAAACACCCAACAUCCCAGGAGCUAUUACCGUUGCACGCAAGAUAACUGUCGGGUGAAGAAACGUGUGGAAAGGCUAGCGGAGGAUCCGAGAAUGGUGAUAACAACGUACGAAGGGCGACAUGUGCACUCCCCAUCCCACGACGACGACGAUUCACAAGCUUCAUCUCAAGCCAACGAUCUCCUCUGGUAAUAUAUAUAUAGCCACCCAGAUCACAUACACCUAGCUUUGCUUCGCUGGUUUCCUAUGUAUAGACGCCUACUAUUACUAUUACUAAUAAUAAUAUAUACACUCCUACUACCUAGUACCUACCUCUUUUCACUUUUCAAUACUUACUAAGAUCUCAUCUUCUUGAUUGAAUGAAUAUUGAUUGUGUGUUUUUACUUUUAUUUUUACAUUUUAGAUUGAGAUUGACAUGGGCAUAUAUAUUUGGUCCUUGUUUUAUUGGGCCUUCUGUAUUAAUUAAGGAUUACCAGAUUAUUAUGA
Molecule: messenger RNA, 1176 nt
Organism: Ipomoea triloba (trilobed morning glory)
Lineage: Eukaryota; Viridiplantae; Streptophyta; Magnoliopsida; Solanales; Convolvulaceae
Product: probable WRKY transcription factor 13
Exons: 3
Coding region: 118-882 (254 amino acids)
Biological process (GO): regulation of DNA-templated transcription
Molecular function (GO): DNA-binding transcription factor activity; sequence-specific DNA binding
Source: RefSeq, a predicted model, not a curated record